Molecule: messenger RNA, 303 nt
Organism: Linum tenue
Lineage: Eukaryota; Viridiplantae; Streptophyta; Magnoliopsida; Malpighiales; Linaceae
Source: the annotation of a GenBank genome assembly
AUGAGGAUUAUGAUAAAGGGCGGUGUUUGGAAAAACACCGAGGAUGAGAUCCUCAAGGCGGCGGUUAUGAAGUAUGGGAAGAAUCAGUGGGCUCGUAUCUCUUCGCUUCUCGUUCGGAAAUCUGCCAAGGAGUGUAAGGCUCGCUGGUAUGAGUGGCUGGACCCGUCGAUUAAAAAGGUACACGCGACCAGACAGUACACGCGACCUCAGGGAAAGCGGCGGCGUCGCCAAAGAUGCCCUCCGGUAUGGGGAAAACGUGCGCCGCCGGAAGCGCCACUUUCUCCGCGUAGCCUCCGCCGCUGA